CUUUGGAUGCGGGUCCCGAGUUACCUAGGUACAAUGUUUUCGGCUUGUAGGUAAUCCGUGUUCGUUUUCUUGUUUUUGCUAUUUCCUUUCUCUUGAAGUGUCGUGCAUGAUGAUAUGAUUCUCUCCCUCUCUCCUCUCGUCCAUUUACUUUCAUCUCUACGUCUCUGACGCGAUCAACUCACCUUCCAUAUCCGCCUGUCCUCAAAUAUCUCACAUCUCCCCUCUCUUCUACCCUACCACUUCUCCAGAACGGAAACCUACCGAGAAAAAGAGAAAAAAGAAAAAAGAAAAGAACAUCAACAAAACGCCAUGUCCUCCCAACCCCCCCUCCUCACCCACCCAACCCUCUCGGCCCGCAUCCAAGGCAAACGCAUCUCCCACACAACGCAAUACCUCGGCCUCAAAUACGCCUCCAUCCCGGCCCGCUUCCAGGACUGCAUCCCUCUGGAUUCCCUACCCGUGAACGAGCAUGGCAUCUACGACGCAACCCGCUACGGACCCAGCUGUCCGCAGAAGAAAGGCGGACGCGAGUACGAUGCCAGUCUUAUCGGGGAUCUGGCCAAGUUAUUCCCCGAGGGUAUGGGGAAAAGUGCUUCUGAAGGGGAGGGAGGAGAAGAGAUUGAUAUGGAAGACGUAGAUCGCAUGGAUGAAUUCGAGUGUCUGAAUCUGAAUGUCAUCGUUCCCGACAUCCCGGAAAGCACAGGAGCACCAAAACCCCUCCCAGUCUUCCUCUGGCUCCACGGCGGCGCCCUCUCCAUAGGCGCCUCCUCCUGGCCCCAAUACCACCUCACGCGCCUCGUCAAUCAUUCCCAAAAACUCGGCAAGCCCGUCAUCGGCGUCAGCAUCAACUACCGUCUCGGCGUGCUGGGGUUCCUCGCAUCUAGAGAGAUGGGGAUAAAGGGGAAUUUCGGGUACAGGGAUCAGAUGGCCGCCUUAAGGUGGGUGAAGCGGCAUAUCCGGGGUUUUGGCGGGGAUCCGGCGAAUGUGACUGCCGUGGGGGAGAGUGCGGGGGGGAUCAGUUUGAGUACGCUGCUUUGUGUUGAGGGGGCGGAGGAGGGAUUGUUUGACCGCGUGGUCGUUAUGAGUGGGGAUGUUACGUUGAGGAAGCCGAGGGGGUGGGCGUGGCAUGAGGAGAUGUGUAGGGAGCAGUUCAGAUACCUGGGCCUGGAGAGCGAGACGUUGGAUGUGCAAGAGAAGGCGAAGAGGCUUAGGGAAUGGGAUGUAGAGGAUCUGUGUGCGAGGUUGCCUCUUGCGCAGCAUUUCUGCGCCGUGAUUGAUGGGGAAAUACUAAAGGAGGAUGUGACGUUCAAGACCAUGUGGGAUGGGGCGAGUGAGGUGCAUAAGAGGCCUUGGUGUAAGGAGUGUGUUGUAGGUGAUACGAGGGAUGAUGGCACAAUCCUCGGUCCCCGCAUCCUCCAGCACCAGAACCCCCUUGCCCGCCUCCACUCCCUCUGCGCCACGUACCUCACUCCAGCCGAAACCCAGCACCUCCUCACAGCCUACAACAUCCCGCUUCCCUCCUCCUCAUCCCCACUCCCCUCCUUAAAAGAGAACCCCGACCUACCCACUACCCUCCUCACCCUAAUCUCCGACCUCCGCUUCCACCUCCCCACCCUCAUCGCCCACAAAGGUUGGCUCUCCCGCUCCCUCUCCCUCUCCCACUCGAACCCCUCCGAUCCCUCCGAUCCCUACCCUCAAUCACCCAAAUCACCAAAACCCAGCCGCUACCACUUCCACACCCCCAACCCCUUCCCCGGCCCAAAUCAAGGUCUAGCAAGCCACGAACUCGACGUCGCCUUCCUCCUGCAAAACUACGCCCGCGCCUCCGUAGGCUGGGGUGCCGCGCAGCAGAAAGUCGCUGACGCCAUGGGCGAGGUGUUUAUCCGUUUUGUGCACGGUGAGGGAUGGGGUGCUGUGGGUUCGUCUGAGGAGGGCGCGGCGGCGGCGGCGGCUGGGGAGGACGAGGUGGUUGUGUUUACGGCCGAGGGGGUCGAAAAGGUGUCUGAGAGGGAAUAUGAUGAGAAGUGGAGAGGUGGGAGGGGGAAGGUGUUGUUGGAGGUUGGGCCCGAGAAGUUGUGGCGGCUUGUCGAGGAGUGGCAGGGUGUGAGGGCGGAUAUUCCAGGUGAUGAUGGUGGGCCUCUUGUUGAUCUGGGGCCAGAAAGAGAGAGCACGGCGAGGUUGUGAAGGUAUGUGUAUGCAGAAAUGAGUGUUGGAUUUGUCACUAUAUCUGAUGAGGUUAGUCGGGUAAUCACUCUCGUAUGUGGUAAUGCAAUGCUCGUUGUCGCACAGAGGUGCUCCGUCUAUAAACAGCUGAG
Westerdykella ornata is the source of this 2315-nucleotide messenger RNA. Its product is annotated as alpha/beta-hydrolase. Lineage: Eukaryota; Fungi; Ascomycota; Dothideomycetes; Pleosporales; Sporormiaceae. The transcript has 2 exons. The record is from RefSeq and is a predicted model, not a curated record. Bases 310 to 2184 code for a protein of 624 amino acids.